Mollisia scopiformis is the source of this 1962-nucleotide messenger RNA. RefSeq names its product cytochrome P450 alkane hydroxylase-like protein. The record is from RefSeq and is a predicted model, not a curated record. Lineage: Eukaryota; Fungi; Ascomycota; Leotiomycetes; Helotiales; Mollisiaceae. Gene Ontology annotation, molecular function: iron ion binding; oxidoreductase activity, acting on paired donors, with incorporation or reduction of molecular oxygen, reduced flavin or flavoprotein as one donor, and incorporation of one atom of oxygen; heme binding. Bases 238 to 1767 code for a protein of 509 amino acids. The transcript has 2 exons.
CCAGCCUGAGAAUACGGUAAUUAAUAAUUAGUUAUCUUAGCAUCAUGCGAAUUUCAGGCACAGGCGUUGUUAGGCAUCCACUACCGGCAUACUAUCUCGAAGGGUCCUCGAUUUCUUCUUGGACUUCUGACAUUGGCUGGGAACUUUUUUUGUGUCGUGAUCCUUCGUUCUUACUGAAAGGCACAAUCAAGCCACCAGAUUUCGCGACUACACAGAUUCAUUCUCCAGCCACGCAUCAUGUUUGAGGCUCUACUUUCGUGGUCUGGCUUGGCCUCAACAUUCGCACUCGUCCCGUUGUUUUAUGUUGCGUCAUGGGGGGUGAAAGAGCUCCGGUAUCGAGUCGCAGCUGGCAAAGCUGGCUGCGCAACGCCAGCGAAGUACUGGCAUAAAGAUCCGUUUCUGGGACUUGAUCUAUUCAUCAAGAGAAUCACGGAUAUGCAAGCUGGCGACUCUCUUGCUACCGACAGGAUUCUCUUAGAUACCUAUGGCAAGACAGUCCUCACGAACAACUGGGGAGUCAAGCAAUAUGUCACGAUGGAUUCUGCCAACAUGCAAACCAUCCUCGCCACACAAGUCGACAAAUUUGGGAACGCUCCGCUAAAUCAUAAAAUGUGUGAAGCGUUCUUAGGUGACGGUAUCAUCACGAUGGACGGACAUGCUUGGAAGAGAUCUCGCCAGCUGCUCAACCCCGUAUUCACCAGGGCACAGGUCUCCGAAUUAUCCAGCUUUGAAGUCCACGUUGGCAAGAUGAUGAGCAAAAUUCCUCGAGACGGGUCUAUGGUCGACAUGCAGCCACUAUGCAAAAUGUUAUUCCUCGACAGCUCCACCGAAUUUAUAUUCGGCAAGUCUGCAAAUACGCUCUCGUCUGAAGCAGACAACUCCGUGGCUCGACGUCUCUCGACGCUUUUUGACGAAUCUCUGCAAACCAUGUUCAAGCGGUUUAUGCUUGGCCGCUUCAGAUUUCUUCUCGGAGAGAAACAGUGGCUGCAGACUUGCGCGGAAGUCCAUAGCAUCAUUGAUGGUUUCAUCGACGAGGAGGUCCAAGCUCAGAAGUCUGCAAAGAGUACAUCGACCGACUCGGAUAUUCCGUACAACUACGUCCUUUUGAAAGAGUUGGUCAAAGAGACCGAUGAUAAGAGAUUCAUCAGGAAUGAGCUGAUGAACGUAUAUUUCCCUGCCCGUGACACGGCUGGGAUCUUGACGAGCAAUAUCAUCUUCAUGCUUGCGCGCCAUCCCGAUGUCUGGAACAAGCUCCGAGAAGAAGUUCUCAGUAUCGGGGACCAGAAACUUACAUUUGAGCUUCUGAAGUCACUGAAAUAUGUCCACGCUGUAAUCAGCGAAACCCUCCGCCUCCAAUCCCCCAUCGGCGGGAGCUGGAAGACCUGCCUCUCGCCCUGCAUCCUCCCCCACGGCGGCGGCGCCUCAGGCCAAGACCCUAUCCUGCUCGAACCCGGCGACGAAGUUCGCAUGUCCUUCACGCCCAUGCACACGGACCCGGAGAUCUGGGGCAACGACUCGGAGGAAUUCCACCCGGAGCGAUUUCUGGGCAUGAAGCAGAGCUGGAACUUCAUCCCGUUUAUGGGCGGGCGGCGGAUCUGCCCGGCGCAGCAGAAUGUGCUGACGGAUGUGUGUUAUGUGUUGGUGCGGCUGGCGAGGGAGUUUAAGGCCGUGGAGAGGAGGGACGAGACGCUGGCGUAUGUGGAUGCGAUUGUGUUUACGAGGGAGAGUAAGAAUGGGGCAAAGGUUGCUUUUGUGCCUGCCAAGUAGAGGGUGGGGUUGUAGAAGAGGAUCAGGAUGAAUAAAGACCUGGCGUCGAAGAGUUGUGGUUGAGGUGGAGGGGCUCACGUGGAUAGUCAUGAUAUCAUUCUUGGUGUUUGAAAUCGAAUGUGCCACUCCCGUGAUGAGGGAAUGAAAUAUAUAACAGCUAUAGAUUCGAAUAUUGGAAAUAUAUGAUUCAAGAAC